Molecule: messenger RNA, 4382 nt
Organism: Esox lucius (northern pike)
Lineage: Eukaryota; Metazoa; Chordata; Actinopteri; Esociformes; Esocidae
Product: proline-rich transmembrane protein 4
Exons: 3
Coding region: 586-3957 (1123 amino acids)
Source: RefSeq, a predicted model, not a curated record
AGAGAGGGAGCGAGAGAGGGAGAGAGAAAGAGACGUGCUGAACAAGGGAGGGAGAGAGACAUAACGAAGGACGGACAGAGACAGUGAACGAGGGAGAGGCUGAACAAGGGGGAGAGAGGGAGACUGAACAAGUAAGAGAUGCACCCUGAACGAGGGAGGGAGAGAGACUGAAGGAAUGCAGUGACGGUAAAAAGAGGAGAGAGGCUGUAAAUCACAGUUUUUUAACACAGACAGACAAGCAGGGAUCUUUACAGUAGCAGUGGAAACAGAAGCAGCAGCAUGGUCAGAGACAGCUGAGCCAGGACCUGUCCUCUCCUGACAGAACUGAGCCGGGACCUGUCCUCUCCUGACAGAACUGAGCCGGGACCUGUCCUCUCCUGACAGAACUGAGCCGGGACCUUUCCUCUCCUGACUGAUGGAAAGCAGACGGACACAGCACAUGCUACUGAUUUUCCGGUGUGUGGGUUCGAGAGGAGAGAGAGGAGGUUGCUGGAAAUCAUGUAAUUAGACAACAGCAAUGUUUAUCGUCAUCAUGUGACUUCACGAAGAAGAUUAUACUGCGCGGUCUCCAUCAUAGCUGCUGUGAUGUGGACCUCUUUCCUCCGUCUGCUCCUCGUCUUCUACUCUCUUGGUCCUCUCUUCCAUCUUCGGGCCUUUCCCAUGGCCAAGGAGAGAGCCCCACUGUCACCACCGACCCCACAUACAGACACACAGACACAUGACCCAGUAGAUGUAUCACAUAGCCCUGUACGGCCCUCCUGGGCUCCUGUAGGCUCCGCCACUAGAGCCAGAAUGGGUAAAUCAGUGGACUGGUUUCCAGUGGACUCAAGGGACUCCAAUCUUUUACCUAAGGAAAAGGAGAAACAGGAUGAGACUGAUAAGUUUCAAGGUAUUAUUGGGGAAUACACUGAUAUGUUGGAAAGUUUUGAGGCGUCACCUAAUCCUGUCAAGAGAAUAACUGGUCUGGAGAUAUUCACCUUGACAGGGUCAGACAGCGUCACUGCAUGGAUGGAUUCCAAACCUCCACCCGCACCCUCAUAUAGGGAUGGACCACCAGACAGUCCUGAGGAUGGGCCACCAGACAGUCCUGAGGAUGGACCACCAGACAGUCCAGAGGAUGGGCCAUCAGACAGUCCUGAGGAUGGACCACCUGACAGUCCUGAGGAUGGACCACCUGAAAGUCCAGAGGAUGGGCCAUCAGACAGUCCUGAGGAUGGACCACCAGACAGUCCUGAGGAUGGACCACCUGACAGUCCUGAUGAUGGACCAUCAGACAGUCCUGAGGAUGGGCCACCAGACAGUCCUGAGGAUAGGCCACCUGACAGUCCUGAGGAUGGACCACCAGACAGUCCUGAGGAUGGACCACCAUACAGUCCGGAGGAUGGACCACCAGAUAGUCCUGAUGAUGGACCACCCAAAUACAACCCGACAGAGAGGAAGGAUGGCUCCUCAUUAACUCCCUCACAUGAUGGACAGACUGCUCUUAUACCUCUGUCAUUACCACAGAAUGGAGGUAGCAUUAGUAGACCAACACUUGUCACUCUCUUUAGCUCUGACUACACAGAGACCCAUGGCUUCAACCCCCCCGUUAGGCUCACAUCAGCAAUGACAUUAACACAGCUGGAGUCAGAUGGAGGCAAGAAGAAUACUGGAGACCAGAUGCAGGACUUCACAGAGAAGCUCACAGGGGAUACAGGAGCAGACACAAUUGUGUUUUCAGAGGAGGGCUGGUCAAAGUCACCUCCCAAUGAGCCACCUUUCAUCGACAGUUUGGAUGCCACAGCCACAACCUGCAACACAAGCAAUCAAUCCCAGCGGCCCAUUUACCCCGACAACAGUAUCUCAAAUCGAUCCCAGCAUCCGGUUUCCCCCGACGACAAUAUUUCCAAUCAGUCCCAGCAUCCCUUUUACCCCGACGAUAAUAUCUCCAGUCAAUCCCAGCGUCCCGUUUACCCCGACGACAAUAUCUCCAAUCAAUCCCAGCGGCCCAUUCUGUCUCUGAACCCGCCUCUCUUUGUGCCUCUAAAUUCUGAUUGGAACUCAGCCCUGGCCACCUGGGGCUUUGCCUGGGAGGCGCACAUCUACGGUCUGGGAUCUGUGUUUGCUGCAUUAGGUCUGAUAUCUGUUCUCUGCCUGUUAGGCCUGCCCCUGAGCGGUCCCCCAGGAAGCCCCUAUUUCACCCUGCUGCACCUGUUCCUCCUUGCUGCCGGAGGCACUAGAGCAUUCUCUCUGCUGUAUGAUGCUUAUAGUCACCAAGACCUCCUGCCUGCUCUAGGCUCCCUCCUCCUCUCUGAAUUGCCAUUCCCCUGCCUCACGUCUGCUUUCUCCCUCUGUUUCCUGCUGCUCUCCCUCCGCUCUCGCAUGCACCUCCCCAUUCCUUUCUCCCUGUCUCUCUCGCUCCAUCUCUCGGCCCUGCCUCGCCCCUGUUUUCUGUUCUUCCUCUCACUGAUUCACUUCGGGACCUCCCUGGGAUCCAUAGCUCUUUUCCAUGUGUUCCCUAACUUCCCUGUCCUCCUCCUGCUUCCCCAGGGAGUGUUCAUACUCCUCUGCCUGCUCCUCCCCUGUUCCUUCCUUCUCUUUUACUGCCUUGUGCGACAAGACACCAAGCACAUCCAGCGGCUGAGUGACGGUGAGGGAGAGGUGACUGGUUCACCGGUUCUGGUGGGGCGACUGUCCCGGUGCCCGUUCGCUGACGCAGAGGAGUGGAGCAGAGCGGGUGGGGCUGGGGUGGGAGGGGCUCUGUGCCUGUUAGGGUGUGGGGGUCUUCAGCUGUAUGGGAUGCUACAUGCGUUGGGGCUCGGAGGGGUGAGUGAUGGGGUGGGAUUCCAGGCCUGGCCUUGGUGGGGGUACCAGCUGGGCUGCAGGUUCUGUGAGGUGGGCGUGUGUCUGUGUCUGUCAAUCUUCGGCACUCGUCCUCUCUUCUUCUGCUGUUCCAACUGUAACUCCUCCCCUCAGAGUAAAUCCAAUGCCAACCCCCGCCCUGGUUCCUGGGCACGGCUACCCUGUGCCUCACCCUCUGGAGGACUGAGCCACCACCUCCCCCUGUCACCUGUCCCCCCCUCUCAAUACCCCUGGUCCCUGGGGCAGGACGAGAAGCUGGUGGUGUGUGAUGUCAUCAAUAAGCCCCAGUCGGAAACCCUCCCCCUCUACACAAUAAUGGAACCACCCUCCAACGGCCGGAACCUGCAUCCUAUCUCCAACUCUUGCCAGACCAGAAACCCCAAGCUCUCCCACCUACCUGACCCUCCCAGCCCACCAAGGAGGCCUCAUAAUGGGGUUUUGUCUCAGGCUUUCUCCCAGGCUAGUCUGGCCCUGGACACUGACUCCACAGUUGACCUUCGCCCCCCCUCUCCCAUUGACCUGUCCCGAAGCAUAGACCAGGCCCUGUACAGCGAGACCCUGUUCCCCCACAGCAUCUUCAGCCCAUCUAGGCUUCUCCACGCCACCUCCACCCUCUCCAUGAACUCCCCUGCCUACCACCCUAGCCAGGAUGCCUCACGGCUUGGACAUAGCUCAACCGACUGCCCCCUCUACCGGACCACUUCCUGUGGAGACAUGGAGAAAUCUCCAGGUUGCAAUAAUGGGAGCUCUCCCGCUGAGCGCUGGUGGAGAGGCAGUCACUCCAGCUCCCUGUGUCAGGAGUCCCUGAGUGGCUCUUCUCAGGGUCUGUUCCCCACCCAGGGGGCAGGAGGGCCACGGUCAAACUCCCACCUCACCAGAGGGCAGCCGUCCCAGAGCAGCCUACCGAAGACGCUUCCCCACCUCUCCCACAGCAGACGCUACCGCUCCCUCAGCUCUGCCUCGCAGGACAGCAGCCAGGAGGGGCGACGCGAGGGCAGAGAGGACCUGAGCGGAAGCCGGUUGCUGGAACGGGAUCUGGCCGUACAAGCGGAGUUUGUCAGCGUGUGCCGGCAGAUUGAUGCUCUUAGUAUGAGCAGUGACACUAUUGACCUGUAGGGCGAUGCUAUUGGGUUAAACAAUGACUUUGUGCCGCAAGAGUUUGUUAGCCCGCCAAGGUAAACCAUGGUAUUUAUCUGUUACAUAAUGACAUAAGGAUAUUUCAUGUACAGUAUGUGUGAAUGAUGCACAGAGAUGAUAUAUUGACGUCUAGGGAAACCAAAGGACUUCAACGAUAAGCUACACAUAGUGUUUGAUUGGUGUUGGCAUUUAUAUCAAACUGCCUUUUUAAUGCUAAAUCAGACAUAUGACAAGGCAGAACUAGCAGCUACAGUUUCUAAGGGGAUUUUGCACAUAGAAAUAGAGCUUCAAGUUUUAUCAAAGUGGAACUAAAUUAAGAGACCAUGACAUGUUUGAUUAGUUAAUGAAGUAUAAGCUAUGCUAUGUGUACAUACAGAUUAAAAUGUGCCAGAUGAAAAACUAAA